Molecule: messenger RNA, 4253 nt
Organism: Anguilla anguilla (European eel)
Lineage: Eukaryota; Metazoa; Chordata; Actinopteri; Anguilliformes; Anguillidae
Gene: eya2
Product: EYA transcriptional coactivator and phosphatase 2
Exons: 17
Coding region: 670-2100 (476 amino acids)
Biological process (GO): negative regulation of extrinsic apoptotic signaling pathway in absence of ligand; positive regulation of DNA repair; multicellular organism development
Cellular component (GO): nucleus
Molecular function (GO): protein tyrosine phosphatase activity
Source: RefSeq, a predicted model, not a curated record
CACUUCCCUACUGGUCGCUUAUCAUAACAUGUUCUUGAGUGUGUACUCAAGUAGUACCUCUUCUGCGAGACCCUUCUCUGUAGGCACCACAAAUGCUUGUUAAGUUAGGCGUCAGAUCGGGAGAACUUGAUAAUACAACAAAUUGCCAAAGAACAGCGAAUACGAAGUGAAACUUGGGAUGCCCCGUAGCUCACACUAUACGCAGCUGUAAACAUUUUGAAACUGAAACAGUGACGGACAUCAGGGCUGAAUCUGGGUGAACUGUUUUGUAGCGCACGGCUUAUAUACUGAGUCCCUUAACUGUGGACCAGUACAGUAUACCAAUUUCAAACGGAAUCAGUUUGCAAAAUGGAAAGGCCCGUGGGUUGACGAAGAGUCGCGGAUUUCUGUUUUCUUACUCAAGGACGGGUCUAAGGAGAUGCUAGUUCUGGUGAUCGGACAGCACGAACCCACAGACCGCCCCGGACCCAUCCGAUCUGAGGAGAGCGUAUCCCCCACGCCCCGCCCGGCCCCCCACGGCCUCCAGGUGAGCUGAAGGCAAGUCGUUUUGAGUGACAGUGGCAAAACAGAGCCCAGCUUUCACAGACAGGUCACUUCCUGAUCUUCACGUUAGGCUCCGCCCUCCACCCCCUUCCCUAAAUUACUAGAUUUGCUGGUAUCGGCAUCGCCAUGGCAGCAUACGGUCAAACGCAGUACAGUCCGGCUAUCCAACCUGCGGGACCCUACGCACCGUACGCGCACCACACCCAGGGCUACAGCAUGGCCUCUUACAACAUUAAGACGGAGGACAGCCUGAGCCACUCUCCGGGGCAGAACAGUCUGCUCGGAUACGCCUCGAAUUUCGGCAGCCCCCCACCGAGCCAGGCCCUCUACAGCUACUCCACACACGGAAGUGGAAUUUCAUCAGGUAUUUUCCAGGGAGCCAAUGGAAUAAGUAGUUCUACACCAUUUAGCCCCUCCCAGCAGGAUUUCUCUGCAUACUCGGCCUACAGCCAAUCCCAGUACUCCCCUUACUACAGCUCCCACUACAACAACCCUUACCUCACAGCCAGUAACGUCAGCCCCUCCGCCAUCACUACCGCCAUACCCUAUCAGCACCCAGAACACCCCCCUGUGGUGACCAAUCACAGUCCAGAGUCACACUCAGGAGAGUAUCACCCACCCCCAAGCCCCCCCACCCCAGGUAAAGAUCAGGAGGGGGGCCCGGCUCGAAGAGGAUCUGAGGGAAAGCUGAGGGGGAGGAAGAGAACGAGUGACCCCGCCCCUCCUCUGGACUCCGACAUCGAGCGUGUGUUCGUAUGGGACCUGGAUGAGACCAUCAUCAUCUUCCACUCUUUGCUCACAGGAACGUUCGCCACAAGAUUUGGCAAGGAUUCUGCUAAGGCCGUGUCUCUGGGGCUGUGGAUGGAGGAGAUGAUCUUUAACCUGGCCGACUCACGCCUCUUCUUCAACGACCUGGAGGAAUGCGACCAGGUUCACGUUGACGACGUGGCGUCGGAUGACAACGGGCAGGACUUGAGCACAUACAACUUUGGCGCAGACGGCUUCCAGAGCCCAGCAGGGGGCGCCACGUUGUGCCUGGGGUCAGGGGUCCAUGGGGGGGUGGACUGGAUGAGGAAGCUGGCAUUCCGCUAUCGUCGGGUCAAGGAGAUAUACAACACCUACAAGAACAAUGUGGGAGGUUUGCUGGGCAGUCCUAAGCGGGAGGAGUGGCUCCAGCUGCGGAGGGAGAUGGAGGUCCUGACGGACCUGUGGCUCACUCAGGCACUGAGGGCUUUGGCUCUCAUCAACUCCAGGCCAAACUGUGUGAACGUGCUGGUCACCACCACCCAGCUGAUUCCAGCCCUGUCCAAGGUCUUGCUGUAUGGCCUGGGUGCGGCUUUCCCCAUAGAGAACAUCUACAGCGCCACAAAGACAGGGAAGGAGAGCUGCUUUGAGCGUGUGACUCAGCGGUUCGGCCGACGGGCGGUGUACGUGGUGGUGGGCGACGGAGUGGAAGAGGAAACGGUGGCGAAGAAGAAGAACAUGCCGUUCUGGAGAGUGUCCUGCAGGCCCGACCUGGAGGCCCUUAGCCAUGCACUGGAGCUCGACUACCUCUAGUGGGCGCCAGAUGUCCUAUCUACACGUCCUCUUCCUGCCUGUGUCUUUACAACCAAUCAGUUGACCAACGAGCCCCCCCCCCCAUAAACCGCAAAAACGAAGAGAGAGGAGCAGGGAAUCGCAAUAUUGUUGAGAACCCCCCCCCCCCCCCCCCCCUCCAUUGGGCCUCAGUGCAUCAGUAAUUUAAAAAAGACUUCUAUUGAAGGAGACACAUCCUGUGUUGAUUUAGAGAAAAUGCAGAACGAGGACCUUUGAUGAGGAAAACCAGUUUCUGUUUUUUUUUCGUUUCAUUUCUUGGACUGCUCGAAAGGAAUCCUGGAUUUUUAUGGUAAUACGGGGGAACUGUUCUGUUUUAUUCACGACUACGAGAGCAGACAGAAGUCCCACACUUAGUCACACAAGGCCGUGGGUGGUGAAUGCGAUCAUUAAUGUAUCUCCAGAGACCUGGGUUACUGCGUUGGUGUUCGUCUUGUCCAACUCUCUCUUCUCUAGGACUGCUUUGAGUGCUGAAAGUUUGGGGAAAUGUGCUGUGGUCAACAAAGAGCCUUACCGAAUGCUCUCAGGCUCUCUGAAUUCAUAAUAAAUAGGUCUGGGGUUUGCCAUUGUUUACGAAGUUGUAGGAAUAGUCAGUCGGUGGACUUAUUUUCUGUUGUCCACGUUCCAUGCUUCAUUUUUUAUGCUUAAGAAUGUCAUGUGAGAUGAGAAAAGGGAAAAGUUGUGUAUGUUUUUCUGUUUCUGGAAUGGGUGAAACUAAGACCAGAGAGCUCACUAAACAGCUCCUCAACACGGACAGUCUUGCCUGCUCAGAUGAAAGGGAAAGUGGGAAAAAUGUGCACGUUUUGAUGGUUGAAUGCCACUGCCAUGGCUAAUGUGGUGUAAUGAAAAUCUGAAUGUUUUUCAGUCGAGGAACACUAUGACAUCAUCUCCUGAAAGUGCCAUCGCAAAAAAUUUAAUUUUCAGAACGAGCCUAAAACGAAUUCACUGGAAACAGCAGACCUUCGGAGAGACUCCCCCUGGCCCCUGCGUGGCUUCAAUAGUGAGGGAGCUCACCAAGAGCACGGGCUGGGCCAAUGGUGGCCUCCGGUUCUGGCUCAGCUGACUCUAACCGCGAAUCCACAGCGGCGGAAACGCAGCACCUCCCUCACGGGGUAGGGUGGGUUUAGGUCAACCAGGAUUCCUCUGGCUGCCGCUACCUUAGCUCCUCCUAAUGACACAGACGGGUACCCUUAGCGCAAGCUACACCUGUCCUUCAGUUAGCAUUAGCGCUUUCCUGUAGCACUGUGCAGCACUGCAGUGUGGCAGUUGGGGCAGGGGGUGGAGGUGUGUAUCAGUAACCCAAAAGGCACAGUUAGAGAAUAUAAAAAGGGGGGGAAAUGGUUUUUUUUAAAUGAGAGGGAGAUCUUGAAUUGGACCAGGGUAAAAAAAAUAAAAAAUAAAUACACGGGCAGUGCCAAAACACAGCUGGAUCUUGGGCAGCAGCUACUUCCUUCUUUCCUUUUCUUUGCUUGACCUUGUAGAACCGUAAAGGACGAGAGGCACGUCUAAUAAAUAUGAUCAUUAGUGCAGUGUGUACUCUGUCAAAUCCAUUGGACCACGUGGGCAAAGUCUGUCUGACAGCACAAGUCUUGUUUGAUUUUGAGCUUUUUUCAAAGUGAAGUUGCGGUCUCCGUGCCCGCCCUGGCUUGAAACUGCGGUGGGGGGGGGGGGGAUGAACGGGCGGGGCAGGGCAGCGGAAAAGUAUCUCAGGCCAGGAAACAGAGCCGGACCAUCUGCAGCAAGUCGCUCGGACGCAGUCUGACACAAAAUCCAUGAGCGUCAUCGAUCACACGGCCUGUCUGCGCCAUCGCGGGACCCGCUCAAGGGGGACUAUCGCUUAAUUUAUGAAAUACCUCGCCACCCGGGAGGUCCCGCCAGCACUGGGACCCGUCCUGAAAGAUGGAGGCGGAGCGCGGACGACCGGAUCUUCCUUCUGCACAAGUGGGGCGUCUGGGUGUAUAUGUCGUUUGUUUCCUUUCUUUUUCCUUCACGGAGUGUUCAUGCGUAACCUGUAUGUAAUAAAGUGGUAUGGGUUGCUUUUGGACUUUGCAUGUGUCUGUUACAGUUUGCCCUCUGCCUUAGCGAUGAUUUGUAUAUAAGGUUUUUUUUUUUUUUUU